Molecule: messenger RNA, 1488 nt
Organism: Naegleria fowleri
Lineage: Eukaryota; Heterolobosea; Eutetramitea; Acrasida; Naegleriidae
Exons: 3
Coding region: 1-1488 (495 amino acids)
Source: RefSeq, a predicted model, not a curated record
AUGCCCCAACAAAUACUGCUACAGGCCAAUUUUGAUUCAACUUCAUCUUCCCAAAUUGUAAAUAUCUAUUUGAAUGACACCUUUGUAAAAGAAUCCAGUUAUGCCAUUGCUAGUCUCGGGAUCAGCAGUUUCUUUCUCAUCUCUUUCAUCAUUUAUUUGACAGUAUUUAUUGGAUUCUUGUUGACAGAACAGUUUCGAAAGGCCUGCUCUGAUUGCACCAAAAAAGAAGAAUCCAAUGACCCAAAUAGUGGAAUUUCGAAACCAUCCUCUCAAGAACAACAAGUGGAUGAGCGAACAAACUCUUCCACAAAUUACAAUACACCCACUGCUCAAUAUUACAGUGGAUGGAAAAAGAGUCACUCUCUGGAUGACACAUCCAAAAUUAACAAAAAUCAAAAGAUCAUGUUUAUUUUGGUAUUAGCAUUGGUUGUGGUUCAAUGUUUUGCAUUAACGAGUCGAAUGGUUAGUGAUUCCAUGAGUCUCAUAAUUAAGGACAUAUCACCAAAUGCAUUGAAUGAAUCCACCGUGGUUGCAUUUUUCUUGUUUAGUUGUGCUGAAUUAGGAUUAACAUUUGGAAACAUGAUUACUACAAUCUUGAUCAUGUGCUUUGUACAACAUGUCUUUUUGAUUACAUGUCACAAAGUGAAUGCAAUUUCCGACAAAACAUUCCGAGGACUGAACAUUUCUUUGAACAUUUUUAAUGUCAUAUAUUUUUUGUUGUCUAGUGGAAUUAUUGUCACCAUCUCCAUAGGCUUAUUUCUUGUCAAGCUUAAUGCUGUUCGAGAUUUCCUUGUCACCUUAUACGUCAUGUGUUUUGUGAUUGACAGUACUAUGAUUAUUUUGGAAACUGUAUUGUUUAACUUUUUCGGUUAUAUGGUCGUGAGAACUAUCAACCGGCAGAGUACAAAAACUCAAAGAGAUCAAACCAAAUUGUGUGUGAAGAGAAAACAUUUUGCCAAAAUCAUAAUUCUUCAAGGAGCAUUGUCAUUUUGUGCUCUAUUGCAAUUGUUGGCGGUAGUAUUCGAAUCUAUUGCCAAAUCCACCAAAACUCCUGGAAUAGAAUUGGCUUAUUAUUUUGUCAAUUCAUUUGGUAUAUUGAGCUUUGCUGUAGUUGUUCUCUUUCUUUACAAUCCUUUAUUCAAUUAUCCUGCAAACAAGAUGAAGAUUGAAGAAGCAACAGAUUUUGUGAAGGAAAUGCUUCAAACUGAGCCAACUACUCCAACAUCGCCUUAUUUUCCUAAAAACAGUGCGAGAAGUGACACUUCACGAAGAGAUAACCAAUUCUUAGGCGUACCAGGAGUAGAGGGUAGUCAAUAUUUGAGUGCGUAUUCAGAAUCAUUUGGAGGAUCUUCGACCUCAUUGGACAGUUCCACAAGUUGUGACAGCAGCACUAAACACCUGGACGAAGAGGUGAGGAUUGAAGAGGUGAUCAAACCACAAGCCUUCCCUGCUGCCUCAAUCACUCAAAUACUCGAUUCUCAACAGUAA